UAUGAAUCCAGAUAUGCCUGUCCAUGUGCAAAGUAAAUCUGAAAUUCCAUAUUGUUUCGUAGAUCUCAAAUAUGAAGACUUUGACAUCAUAAAGCCUUUAGGAAAAGGAGCCUAUAGUGAAGUAGUGUUGGCUAAGAACAAACUCACUGGACAUGAAUCAGCCCUUAAAAUUGUGGACAAGAAUUUCCUCCUUAAAGUAAGCAUUUCCCAUUAAUAAUGUAGGAGAAAAAGAUGCAUCAUGCAUGCAUUGAGAGAGAAGUGCUGGGUAAUUUGAGACACAAAGGAAUCAUUAAAUUAUUCAAUGCAUUUGAAGAACACGAUAAAUUAUAUUACUCACUUGAAGUGUUAACUGAUGGUAAUUUGUUAGAAUACAUGAACAGUAAUUCAUAUUUGUAAUGCUUAGGGCAUGUUUUGAAUGAUUCAAUAAUAAAAUUCUAUGCAGCUGAAUUGUUGCUAAUUCUUGAAUAUUUGCACCAGAAUGGGUUGGUCCAUCGAGAUGUCAAGCCAGAGAAUAUUCUAUUGACCAAGGAUAAACAUUUAAAACUUAUUGAUUUUGGAACAGUAUUUGUUUAUGAUCAUACUAAAAUUGACAUCGGAAAUAAACUAGAGGAUAUAAGAAUUUAAUAUCAAAAGCAAAGGUCUCCCUCUUUAAAUGAUUUUGAGAAACCUGCAAUUAGGUAUUGCAGAGAUUCUAGUUUUGUGGGCACAUCCGAAUACUUGUGUCCUGAACUAGUUGAUUACAAUGUAAUUGGUCCAUAAGCUGAUUUAUGGGCUUUAGGAUGUUUCAUUUAUCAAUUAUAUACAAAUAAAACUCCAUUCUAUUCAGAAAAUGAAUUUGAAUUGUUUAAUAACAUAAGCCAAUGUUCAUGGUCACAAGAAUAAAGCAUACCGAAUGAUGCUUUGGAUCUCAUCAAGAUUUUACUCGAUAAGGAUCCUUCAAAAAGAUUUCAUGGAGAGUUUGAUGGUAUUUAAAUAAUAAUAUCAUUGCUAGAUUGCCAGUAUAAUUAUGAUAGUCUCAAGCAACAUCAAUUUUUUAGAGGAAUUAAUUUUAAAUAGAUGUGGUUGUAAGAUGUCCCUUUUAUAAAUACAGCCACCACAUAUAAAAGAAAGGUGAGUAGAAUUCAAACUACCUUUGUUGAAAACAAUUUAACCUCUCGGGAUAAAUUUGAUGUUAGAGGAAUUUCUGUGACAAAACACAAGGCAGAUUCUAUAGUAAUAUAAGGGCAAUUAGAUAAGGAACAUGGAGUUCUAUUUAUGACUCAGUUCUCUCUUAGACAUGCAAGUAUUGUAUGCUAAGAUGGGAAGGCAAGUUUUAUCUAUAUUAAUCCUUAAUUAAACAAUAAAAAGGUAUUAUUUUGAAGUUAAUUAUUAGACAAUAAUACCCUUAAAUUAGUUUACUUCAUGCAAGUUGUUAGGGAAAGGGAAAUUCAUUGUUGGUGAUAGAAAUAAAAAGAAAUACAUUUUCAAGUAGAGAGAAAAUAACGUACCAGCUCAACAAUGGGUUAACUUAAUUAACAAAUAUAUCAAAUCCAAUCAUUAUUGAUUGGAAUUUAUUUAUUACAUAAC
Paramecium octaurelia is the source of this 1566-nucleotide messenger RNA. The record is from the annotation of a GenBank genome assembly. NCBI's taxonomy places the organism in Eukaryota, Ciliophora, Oligohymenophorea, Peniculida, Parameciidae.